AUGGCAGCUCCUCAGGGGCCACAGGGGUUCCAGGAGCCCCAUGGUGCUGGUGCUGCGGUCCCAAGUCCUGCACCAGCAGCAGCAGCCAGCGGAACAGCAGCAGCUACGGCUGCACCUCCCGUUGUUGUACCAGCAGCAGCAGCAGCACCAGCUCCUAAUGCAGCAGCAACAUCACCAGCGGUCGCUGCAGCGGCAGCACCACCUGCAGCAGUGACGCCAGCUGCUGGAGGAACUGCAACGCCAGCUUCUGGAGCAGCAGCAGCACCAGUUGCUGGGAUAGCACCUGCCGCAUCAGCAGCACCAGCCGCCGCACCAGCAGCUGCUGCAGGUGCAGCACCAGCAACACCAGCUGCCGCAGCUCCUGCUGCAUCUCCCGCCACGGCUGCUUCUGUGCGGGGGCAGCAGUGCAUUCAGUUGCUGCAGUCGCAGCUAAGCAGGAGUGCGCUGCAGCUCAUAGGGAGCAGCAGCAGCAGCAACAGCAGCGGCACCACGGAUACCAAGAUCCUAUUGCCGCAGCAGCGGCCUUUGCUGCAGCAGCAAACGCUGCUGCAGCGGCCGCCACUCUGCAGCGCCCCUGGUCUUCCGCUGUACACAGCAGCGACUGUUCCGAGCCAUCCGCUUCUCAAGCAGCAGCUGCCACUCCCGCAGCAGCCAGCCGCGACAGCAGCAGCAGCAGCAGACGCAGCAGCAGCAGCCGUGGGUGCAUCAGCAGCAACAGACACAGACGCCGCAGCAGCAACCACGGCAGCAGCAACCGUGGCAGCACCAGCAGCAGCAAGCGCAGCAACAGUGCAGCGGCAGCAGCAGCAGCAGCAACAGCCGCAGCAACAGCAGCCGCGCCAGCAGCAGCAACAAAAACAGCAGCUGCAGCGACAACAGCAACACCAACAACAACAACACCAACAGCAGCCACGACAGCAACAGCAACAACAGCAGAGCAGUCACUGCAGCGGCAGCAGCAGCCACUGCAGCAGCAGCAGCAUCAGAAGCAAGAGCAGCUGGGACAAAGCCAAAGGCAGCAGCAGGCGUUGCAUCAACAACAGCAGCAGCAACCAAAGUCUGUGGUAG
Eimeria tenella is the source of this 1068-nucleotide messenger RNA. RefSeq lists its product as uncharacterized. Lineage: Eukaryota; Apicomplexa; Conoidasida; Eucoccidiorida; Eimeriidae. The record is from RefSeq and is a predicted model, not a curated record. Bases 1 to 1068 code for a protein of 355 amino acids. The transcript is spliced from 4 exons.